GCCUUCUUCCAAUCUAAGCUAAAUCUAAUCUCGCUUCGCUUCUGCGCCUUGUCUUAAAGAAAGGGAAAAGUUAAAGACUGCAGAAGAAAGAAUUCAGCUCUCUCAAUUUCGCAAUCGAAUUAAAAAUGGCAAUGAAGAGUGAAUCAGGUACUCCGCUGCCGAGGAUCGGGAAGAUCGGGCCUUACACGGUGUUCAUGACGCCUCCAUCCACGCCGAAUGCAGAGCCCAAGCGGGAAUCUCUCCAAGCUCCCUCGCCGCCGCCAGUGAUGGCUCCGCCUGCCCAAUUCUAUAAAGAAAACCCUUCUUCUUUUACUUUCUUCUGGGACGCUCUAGCCAAGCUUCAAACUGCGUAUGCGAGUUUAGACGAGCAUGUUGCACACUGGUUUGGCUUGAAUCAGUCAAAAUAUCAGUGGGCAUUGGAUGAUUACUAUGAAAGCAAUGGAAAGAUGACAUCGACUGCAGAAUCAGAACGAGGAAAAACCACAGGUUAAACCGAGCAAAACACAGAAUGUGUGAUGCGCUAACAAGCUGCCAAGUUGGACAAAAAUUUCAUUUCUAAAUUGAAUGAAAUUUGGGAUACCAAAUUACUGAUUGGUCACAGAUUUUGUGGGAAAUAUUCUGGCGAUGUGUACUACUACUACUACUACUAGUGUCUCUAUUUAACUGUUUAUUGUUCAUGAUCUAGCAACCUCUCUGUGUGAUACUACUACGUUGUUGCUAUUUUGUUAGUCUGCAGAGGAAACAAAACUUUUUAUAGCUGUUUCUAUUAAUUUAUGUUACAAAACUAAUAAUAUUUGGCAAUUUGUAAUACCAAGUGCCUACUUUUUUUGUUCA
Salvia splendens (bonfire salvia) is the source of this 834-nucleotide messenger RNA. RefSeq lists its product as uncharacterized. The record is from RefSeq and is a predicted model, not a curated record. NCBI's taxonomy places the organism in Eukaryota, Viridiplantae, Streptophyta, Magnoliopsida, Lamiales, Lamiaceae. The transcript has 4 exons. Bases 126 to 491 code for a protein of 121 amino acids.